AUGGGUUGUGUAACAAAUAAAGAGUAGGACAUAAAGCAAUUUAAUAUUAAAUUACCAGACUAAUGUACUUUUGGAAAAUAUUUAAGAUAAUCAUACAACUAUAUAAACAGAAGCAGAUCUGUCUGAUUCUUAAGAUUAAUUCCUAUAAAUUGGAAUGAAUAUAUGCAGUUUAGGCGAUUUUCUUCCUAAAGUCUAGGAAGUAUAUGAUGAACUUGGAGAAUUAUUCUAAAAUAUUUAAGGCCAGUAUUUGCUUAUGCAAGACCAAAGCAUAUAUUUUGGAUAAGUAGUCAAUGGGAAAAGACAAGGUGUUGGAAAAUAGCAUUGGCCAAAGGAAGGGAACUUAUUGGAAGGGUAUUAAUACAAAUUUUCAUUCCUUAGGACCUGGGUUGAUAAUUAAUUGACUGGAAGAGCUCGUAUGAUAUAUCCUAAUGGAGAUUAGUAAAUAUUAGAUAUAAAAGUAGUUUUGUUGGUAAUUUUCUUAAUAAUAUUGCGAAUGGAUUGGGAAGAUUUGUGAACUCUAAAAAAUAAGUGAGUGGAUUUUGGCUUAAUAAUAAAUUAACAGGAGAGGGAACUGAAAUUAGAAAAAAUGGAACAAUUUAUAAAGGGCAGUUUAGUGAAGGUAAAAUUUAAGGCCAUGGACAGUUUGAGUAUGCAAAUAAGUGCAUAUACAAAGGAAGUGUGUGUAAAGGAAAAAUGCACGGAAAAGGGGAAUUAAUUUUUAAUGAUAAUACAAGAUACAUAGGUGAAUUCAAGGCUAACUCUAUUUAAGGAAGAGGAAAUUAUGAAUCUGAUAUUUCAAUAACGGGAUGGGUAACCUAUUUUAACAUUCUUAUAGUUUCAUUCUAAAUUUGAAAAUUAAACCCUAUAUAUUUAUUUUUUUCGAUCUGAAACACCUGUACUAAUUGACAAUUAAUAUUGUACUCUAAUUGAAAAAUAGUUAGAACAAUUUUUUGAUUGA
This is a messenger RNA of Paramecium pentaurelia, 958 nucleotides long. The record is from the annotation of a GenBank genome assembly. Lineage: Eukaryota; Ciliophora; Oligohymenophorea; Peniculida; Parameciidae.